Molecule: messenger RNA, 3512 nt
Organism: Alligator mississippiensis (American alligator)
Lineage: Eukaryota; Metazoa; Chordata; Crocodylia; Alligatoridae
Gene: FTSJ3
Product: FtsJ RNA 2'-O-methyltransferase 3
Exons: 22
Coding region: 180-2672 (830 amino acids)
Biological process (GO): rRNA methylation; maturation of LSU-rRNA from tricistronic rRNA transcript (SSU-rRNA, 5.8S rRNA, LSU-rRNA); maturation of 5.8S rRNA from tricistronic rRNA transcript (SSU-rRNA, 5.8S rRNA, LSU-rRNA)
Cellular component (GO): nucleolus; preribosome, large subunit precursor; nucleus
Molecular function (GO): rRNA (guanine) methyltransferase activity; rRNA (uridine-2'-O-ribose)-methyltransferase activity
Source: RefSeq, a predicted model, not a curated record
UACCGGAAGCGGAAGUGCAUCUGAUCGCCGGCCUGCCGGCGGAAGCGCAGGGCGCGCACGUGGGAGCUGGGGCUGCUGUCUGGGUGCUGAAGACAUUUCCAUUGCUUCCUGGCACUGGUCACAGGGAUCACCCUGUAUCCCUGAGGUGAGCCCCGGCACAAACUCAUUCACCCACCAACAUGGGCAAGAAAGGCAAAGUUGGGAAGAGCCGACGGGACAAGUUCUACCAUCUGGCAAAGGAAACUGGGUUUCGCUCCCGAUCCUCUUUCAAGCUGAUUCAGCUCAACCGGAAGUUCCAGUUCCUGCAGAAAGCCCGGGCACUGGUGGACUUGUGUGCAGCCCCUGGGGGAUGGCUGCAAGUGGCCUCCAAAUUUAUGCCAGUUUCCAGCCUCAUUAUCGGGGUGGAUCUGGUUCCCAUCAAGCCCAUCCCCAAUGUGGUGACGCUGCAGGAGGACAUCACUACGGAGAAAUGCCGUCAGGCCUUGCGCAAGGAGCUGAAGACAUGGAAGGUAGAUGUGGUACUGAAUGAUGGGGCUCCCAACGUGGGGGUGAGCUGGGUGCACGAUGCUUACUCUCAAGCCAAUCUGACGCUCAUGGCCCUGAAGCUCGCCUGUGAAUUCCUCUGCAAAGGUGGCUGGUUCAUCACCAAGGUCUUCCGCUCCUGUGACUACCAGCCCCUUCUCUGGAUCUUCCAGCAGUUCUUCCACAAAGUGCAGGCCACCAAACCACAGGCCUCCCGCAAUGAGUCAGCUGAGAUGUUUGUCGUCUGCCAAGGGUACCUGGCCCCAGAUAAAAUUGACAGCAAAUUUUUUGAUCCAAAAUAUGCCUUCAAGGAAGUUGAGGUUCAGGCCAAGUCUGUGAGUGAGCUGGUGACCAAGAAGAAGCCAAAGGCAGAGGGCUAUGCUGAGGGUGACACAACGCUCUACCACCGCUUCACACUGAUGGAUUUUCUCAAGGCCCCCAACCCUGUGGAUUUUCUCUCCAAGGCCAAUGAGAUCACACUGGGGGAUGGCGAGCUGGAGCGGCAUUGUGCCACCACUGAGGAGCUACGCCAGUGCUGCCUUGACAUCCGUGUGCUAGGGCGCAAGGAGCUCAGGGCCCUGCUGAACUGGAGAACAAAGCUUCGGCGAUUUCUGGCCAAGAAGCUGAAGGAGCAAGCCAAGGAGCUGGACAUCAGUUUGAGCUCUGGUGAGGAAGAUGAGGGUGAGGAGGAGGAAGCCAAGAAGCCAGCAAAAGCGGCAGCUGAUGACAUGCAUGAGGAAGAGGAGCUGGAGCUGCAAUUGGCCAAGAUGAAGGCAGAGGAGUUGGCCGAACUGAAGAGGAAGAAAAAGAAGAUCCUGAAGGAGCAGCGGAAACGGCGUGAGCGCGUCGAGCUGAAGAUGGACCUUCCUGGCGUCUCCAUUGCAGAUGAGGGCGAGACUGGCAUGUUCUCACUCAAAACCAUUGGGAAGACAAAGCUGCUGAAUGAGGUAGUAAAAGGGGACAUGGCAUCAGCGGAUGUCUUCCUGGAGACUCAGUGCGGGGAGGAGGACGACGUGUGUGUCUCAGAGCAGGAUGAGGCUGAUGCCAUGUCUCUGGCCAGCGACCUGGACUCAGAUGACCUGGCAGAGGUCGAGGAGCAGCAGAAGUGGCUGGAGAAGGCCAGGCGGAAGCCAAAGAGGGUGACGUUUGAUGAGAGGGAGGAGGAAGAGAAGAACCCUCUGCUGGUGCCCCUUGAAGCGAAGUCUGUGCUGGAGGAGAGGCAGACCAGUCUGUGGUUUGGGAAGGAUGCCUUUGCUGGCAUUGAUGAGGAUGAGGACGAGGAUCUGGAGAUCAAGCAGUCGCAGACACUGGUCAAGAGGAAGAGGGAGCCCUUACCAGACAAAAAGACUGAAAAGAGGAAGGGAAAGAAGAAGCUGCCUCAGGAAGGAGAUGCAGCGAAGACCAGGCCUGGGCCUGACACAGGGUCUAACCCUGGUGAAGCCCAGGACGGUGGGGAGAGCAGCUCUGAGGAUGACGAUGACAGCAGCAGCAAUGAGGAAAGCCUGCCACCACAGGUGGGAAGGAAACAAGUGCACUCUGCCCCAGGUGGCAUCGAGGUGGUGCCUAUUGAGGACCCAGUGAAGAGAGCACAGGUCCUGGAUGCAGAGGGGCUCACUCUGGGAUCUGUCAUUGUCACAUCCAAGAAGGCCAGGCGGGAUCUGAUUGAUGAUUCCUUCAACAGGUACACCUUUAAUGAAGCGGAGGGGGAGCUGCCGGAUUGGUUUGUGGAGGAGGAGCUCCAGCACCGCCGGAAGCAGCUGCCCCUGGAUCGGCAGACAGUGGAGGAGUACCGGCAGCGCUGGCGCCAGAUUAACACUCGUCCCAUCAAGAAGGUGGCAGAGGCCAAGGCCCGGAAGAAGCGGCGGAUGCUGAAGAAGAUGGAGCAGAUGAAGAAGAAGGCAGAGGCUGUUGUGAGCACGGUGGAUAUCUCAGAGCGUGAGAAGAUGGCCCAGUUGCGUCGCAUCUAUAAGAAGGCUGGGCUCGGGAAGGAGAAACGCAAGGUCACAUAUGUGGUGGCCAAGAAAGGAGUUGGCCGGCGUGUGAGUCGCCCUGCAGGAGUGAAAGGUCACUUCAAGGUCGUGGACACUCGCAUGAAGAAGGACACGAGGGCUCAGAAACGCAAGGAGCAGAAGAAAAGGCACCACAACUAAUGUGGCAAAUUCGAGACUUAGCCUGGGAGCACUGGGCGAGGCUGGCUCCUAUCAGCACUAGACACCGCUGGGCUGGUGAUGCAGGACCACCCACAUGCCAGGCCUGGCCCUGACUACAUGACGCUGGACAAUGUCUGGGUCUGUCUCCAUUGCAGUCCAGGUGCUUGUGACCACAAGGAGGACAUGGUCAGCUGUGAGGUGUGCUCUGUUUAAUCAGUGCCUUAACAUAGGAGGUAGCUUCCUGUCUAAACCAUGUCACCCUGGGGCAAGCGGCUUUAGCUGUGAUAUUCCCCAAGGCCUUUCUUACACUUGCUGCAGGUGAUUGACUAGCCCUGGCCACGUGGUCUUACUUCCAUGUUGACACCAGAGCUGUAAAUCCCGGGCAGGCCCUGGCCUGAGGCCCACCCCCCUUCCCCACCCUCUUAUUGCGGAGGCCGGUUGAGCCUGCUGCCCCGUGUCUCCCUAUCCCAAGCACACCGUCCUCCCUGCAGCUCCCUGCCUUGCUGGGUAGUGUCUCAGUUUAGGUCAGACUGAUCUCUCCCCUGGGCCAGCUGAACCCCAGGCAGUAGGAGAAGCCACUUGGAGCUGGGACUUGCACCUGGAGGUGCUUUUUGUCUUGGUUACAGCUGGGUGGUAGAAGGGGGCAGAUCUCAUUGCUGUGACCUCAUUAGUGGAGGAGGGAGCAAGAAUUAACAGUGGACAGGGGAUUUCUUUGGGCCAGGUGACCCCUCCCUUCUGUGUCACACGGCUGUUUUGUCUCCAUUGUCCAGUCUCGGGCGAGAGCUGCUCUCCUGACUUGUUCUAGGAUUAAAUCCUGGUCCCUGGGCUCAUGCAUCUCCA